Spirodela intermedia is the source of this 192-nucleotide messenger RNA. The record is from the annotation of a GenBank genome assembly. Lineage: Eukaryota; Viridiplantae; Streptophyta; Magnoliopsida; Alismatales; Araceae.
AUGGAGAUGGAGUCGACAGCAAUCUCUGCGUUCUGGAGGCCACCGGUGAGGACGACGAGGACCAUGAGGUACCAGAUCUCGAGGCAGAGCAUGACGGCGGAGGCGAGAGAGAGCUUGACGAAGGCCCAGAGAUUUUUGAAGGCGGCGGAGGAUAAACCGGUCCAUGCGUCCUUGCACCAGCCGACAACGUAG